AAAAUGCCUUAUGCCUACAAGGCUGGCCAACUGUCAUUCUACAGUUCCCUGACACACAAGCAAGGGUUGACGCCUGAUAAAACGCUGGGAACGCAGUGCUUCUUCUCACUCCAGAGGAAAUCAGGGGCUCUCUUCUCUCAGUUAUUGUCCAAGGAAUAAAAUGGCUCGUUCAAAACUGCGAGCGAGGGAACCCUGGGUGCAGGCGGCCCUGGGCUUCGCGCUGGGGGCCGUGGCGGGCUGCGCGCUGGGAGCCACGGAGGAUCCGGUGGACCGGACCAUCGCGGUGAUGACCUCGGAGGACUUCUUGAAGCCCGUGAUGGACGAGGCUAGGACUGUGGGGCCCCUUGGCCUCGGCACCCUCUUGGGAGCCACGGCGUUGACCGCCUCCAUGAGCUCCGUGGUGGCCGGCGUGAUCCUCGCCGCCGCCACAGCCUCCGUGGUCCUGUCCAAGGGAAGCUGCUCCGUGACGAACGCCGAGUCCGUCGGCCUGUGGGUGUGGUCCGGAGUGGUUGGGGCGGCGGGGGCCACGCUCAGCGGGGCCACGCUCGGCAUGGCCAUCGAGUACAUCGUGACGAACGUGGGCAUGGUGGGACUCCUGAUCGCCCUGAGCGUGUUCACGGUGCUGAAGCCGCCUCUGCACUUCCUGUUCAAUGUGAUCUGGCAGCAGCGGGAGGUGUGCUGCGGUCUGGGGACGGCGGCGUUAGCCCGGGAGAGGGACGAACGAGAGAGGGAGCUCAAAGAAGCGGAGCAGAGGGAGAGGGUGACGGUGAAGGUGGAGCAGAGGACCCAGGCGUUGGAGAAAGGCGUGAGGGCCAGGGAGAGGGAGCGCAUGGCCAGUAAGGAGGAGGAGCUCCUGCAGAGUGAAAAGAUGGAGAGAGAGAGGAUAGAGAGAGAGGAGACAGAGAUGGAACACAGAACCAUCCAAGACUGGAUCGACAGCGUCGUGGUUAAAUACGUGGACUUCAUCGCGUUCUCCGGAUUACCCAUGACCCUCAUCGCCAUCGUUACAUCAGUGUUUGGCAUGAACGGCUACGGCGCUCACCAGUCUGUCCUCAUAGUGCUUUUAUGUUUGGUGGUCGUCCUCUCCUACUCAAUGAUGAGGGUGUCCAGAUUUAAGUUAUGGAUGCUGGCGGGAUGCAUGGGAAUGCUCGCCACCUUCGUCGUGGCUAUGCUCACUUUACAUGCAGAACAAGAGGUCCUCCUUGCCAACAGCAGGUUGCGAGCGGUGGGUAAGAACCUCUCCAGGGAAAGCCUCACCCCUACUAUGAACCUAAAGGCCUCCCUCGAGGCCCUGAACACAGGCUUCUUCGUGGCCAAGCUGUGCCAGUUAGCAUUAGGCGCGGCGGUCGGUGGGCCGUUGCUGCGGUGGGGGGCCGGAGAGGCCAAAAUCAUCGUAGGGGCAGCGGGAUUGGCGGGAACUCUUAUUGCUGUGGUGGAGGUCAUAACCCCUGUGUUGGGGCAAGGGGGGAGGGCCGGAGCUCUGCUGGGGUCCGUGGGGGCAGCGGGAGUGUCCGUAGGGGCCGCGACAGCCAUGGCCGGGGCCUGGUCAUCCUGGGCGGGGACGUCAGGAACCAUAUUUGGACUGGUGUUGGGAGCACUUAUUAUUGGGAAAUGGCACAUUGUAAACAUUGGACUGCAGCUGCCUGUAGCCUACGUCUUUGCCAUGACUAAUCCAUACUAA
This is a messenger RNA of Gadus chalcogrammus (walleye pollock), 1681 nucleotides long. RefSeq lists its product as uncharacterized. Lineage: Eukaryota; Metazoa; Chordata; Actinopteri; Gadiformes; Gadidae. Bases 161 to 1681 code for a protein of 506 amino acids. The transcript is spliced from 2 exons. The record is from RefSeq and is a predicted model, not a curated record.